Molecule: messenger RNA, 2878 nt
Organism: [Candida] anglica
Lineage: Eukaryota; Fungi; Ascomycota; Pichiomycetes; Serinales; Debaryomycetaceae
Source: the annotation of a GenBank genome assembly
CGAUACAUUGACCAAUGCAGAAUAUGAGGCUACCGUUAUUAAGUCUUCAUCAUAGUCUAAGAGUCUGUACAACGAGAACGUUACAUACCACGAAUAUUCUCUACAAUGAAUCUGUACUUAACUCUGUACCCAUAAAUAGAACGAGGAAUAUCGGGAUUAUUGCACAUAUCGAUGCUGGUAAGACAACUACCACCGAGAGAAUGUUAUUUUAUAGUGGUAAAACCAACCGUAUUGGGAAUGUAGAUGAAGGUGAUACAGUUACGGAUUAUCUCCCAGCGGAAAGAGACCGUGGAAUUACAAUUCAACUGGCUGCCACAACCAUCCCUUGGAAUAACCACAAAAUCAAUAUCAUUGACACUCCAGGUCAUGCUGAUUUCACCUUUGAAGUUAUUAGAUCUCUUCGAGUAUUAGAUGGUUGUGUCACAAUUUUGGAUGCUGUCGCAGGAGUUGAAGCUCAAACCGAGAAGGUUUGGAAACAAGCACAAGAAUUGGGAAUUCCAAAGAUUUGUUAUGUGAACAAGAUGGACCGUGAAGGAGCAGGAUUCAGCAGAACAGUUAAAGAGAUAAUUCAAAAACUUCAGACUAGAGUAGUUUUAUGUAAUAUUCCAUACUUUGAAGAAGUUGAAGGGAAAGAAGAAGAUGGUAAAUUUAUUGGGGUAUUAGAUAUACUUCAUAAGAAAAUGUUGAAAUGGAAACCAGAUGAAGACGAGACUGGAAGAGAUAUGGCCGUAUUCGACAUUGUCGAAGGGGUGACACCACCAGAAAUCUAUGAAAUGGUGUAUAAAAGUAGAGAAUCCAUGAUAGAAACACUUGGAGAAGUGGAUGAUGCAUUAAUUGAUUCUUUCUUUGAAAAUGAUGAGGAUUACAUGAAAGUUCCAUCAUCGGUAAUUAACCAAGCCCUUCAAAAGGCAACUUUGCUGAAAUUUGCUGUUCCAGUCUUCUGUGGAUCCUCUUUUAAAAAUAUCGGUGUACAACCUUUGAUGGAUGCCAUUACAACCUAUUUACCAUCUCCCUUACAAAUUAAUCUCCCUGAAGUAACCUCAGAAAAAUCUCAAUUCAAGGGAAAGGGGAAGAAGAAACGGAAACAAGCUACCUCUGGAAAUGAUGAAGCAAGUACUGUAGAGGUCCCUGUACUGAUGGAUGCUAAAAAGGGUCUUAUUCUCAACAAGCUGCCGAAUCUUACUGCCGCUCUCGCAUUCAAAUGUAUUACCCACCCUAUUCGUGGACCAAUGACUUUCAUUCGUGUAUACAGUGGAAUGUUAAAGGCAAACACUACCAUUAUAAAUACUCGUUCAGGAAAGACAUUUAAGUUAGGAAAACUUUUGCUAAUGCAUGGUGACCAACCAGAAACUAUCUCUCUGCUUAGUUCAGGAAAUAUUGGAGUUAUCACUGGGAUGGCAGAUGAAAUUGUUACCGGUGAUACAAUUGUUUCACUUGGUACUCUGGGUAAAGGAUUUGGGGCAUUGGAAAGUAAUUUGAAGAUGAUGCCGAUUGAGAUCCCACCACCAGUAUUUAGUGCCUCAGUGGAACCUCUCACUGCUGGUGAUGAACGUUUUAUGGAUGAUUGCAUCCAAGUACUUCGUAGAGAAGAUCCUUCUUUACACGUUAAUGUGGACGAAGAAACAGGGCAGACAGUUUUAAGCGGAAUGGGUGAAUUACACCUUGAAAUUGUUGGUGAUAGACUUUGUCGGGAUUUAAAGGCAAAGGCUCAAAUGGGAAAAGUUGUCGUAACAUACAAAGAAACUCUCACUACACCAAGCAAUACAACCACAUAUAAUACCGGAGAAGAAGGAGUCUCUGUCUCAUUAUCAUUAGACUCAUAUGAGGGGCCAUCUGAAGAAACAGACCUUUUACAUGAAGACGGGUCUUUCUUACUUGAGAUGGACAAUAACGUCGUUGUUAUCGAGCCGUCUGCCACUCCACAACAUAUUCUUCUGGCUUUAGAAGAAAGAAGAUGGAAAUCAGAAUUUUCUAUGGAACAACUUCAUGAUAGUAUGAUUCAAGGAUGUGUGGCAACAUUGCAAACAGGGGGUCCAAUUACCAGACUUCCUCUUCAUUCUACGGUAAUUAGAAUUUCCAAAUGGGAUUUCCCAGUUGAAGGUACAUCCGUACAAGCUUCUCAACUUUUAACUGCCACAAGAUAUGCAGUUAGUCAAGCUAUCAAUUCCCAUUUCGAGAAAAAUAACAACAAUUUUACUUUACUUGAACCAAUUAUGAAUGUCAAGGUAUUUGUGAACUCUGACACCAUGGGUGAAGUUGUUCACGAUCUUAAUUCCCAAAGAAAGGCAAUUAUCCAUUCAAUUGAAGAUGAAAAUGAGAACUUGGAGACAGCGUCAUGGGCAGCAACUGAAGCUGAAAAGGUUUAUCUUCCUCCUGAUUACACCAUGAGUUCAGUAACUUCUGAGAGUCUGAAUUUAAGAAACAAAAAGAGAAUUGAUGCUCAAGCUCCAUUGAAGGAAAUGAUAGGAUAUUUAUCGAAGUUCCGUUCUAUUACACAAGGAAGAGGAGCAUUUGAUAUGACUUACCACGGUAUGAUGAGAGCAUCCAAAGAUAGAGUUGAUAACAUUCUUAACGAAUUGUAAGGUAUAAUCAGAACCUAAAUGUAAUUAGAUUUGUAUAUAAAAUAUAAAGUGGAACAAAAAAUAUUCUGAAGCUAGUGGCAUUCUAUAAACAAUUUCUACUAUGGUACAUAUGUCAUUACUUUCAGAACAUAAUUUUCAAUACUUUUAAAGAUCGAUAUACAACAAGUGUUGCUACUAGCCAAAAAAGAAAGUAUUUGGGGUAGUGAGUUUGGUUUUUGAUAAUUGUACCUAAAAUGUAGGUGACAAGUUGUCCUAUUACGUAGGCGAUUGGAACUACAAAGUCAUUUUAACAUACU